AUGCCUGUGAAGUUUAACUAUACAAAAUUUACUGAUUUGGUGCAUCACAUGGAUGACAGGAAUAAAUCAGUUGAUGUGCUAGGCGUUGUGAUUGCUGCAUUAGACAGGAAGACAUUGAAUAGAAACACAAAAGAAUUAAAUGUUCAAAAGUUUGUCGUUCUUGAUGAAGAAUGUCAAACCGUAUUGCUGUCUUUAUGGGAUGACUUUCUUACUAAUGAAGGACAACAGCUACUGUCUAACCUCCACAGUUAUCCUGUCAUUAUUGCACGUCGAAUUAAAGUCAAUAAUUACAAUGGUGUUGCAUUGGGUACUUGGUUUGAUUCUGUCAUACUUGUUGAUCCGCCUGUACAGGAAGCAAGAGAACUGAAGAACUGGGCACUUAGAAAUUCUAAAAUGAUUGCAGAUGUUCUUGAUAAAAGAGACUACAUGAAGUAUAAUCCUGCAAUUUCUCUCAGAGUUGAUCAGAAAGCUACCUUAAUUUGCAAUGUUAACCCAUCACAGAAGACAACUUGGGAGAAGCAACCAGCUGUACCAAGAUGUUGCUUUGAUGUUGAUUUAGUUGAUGACAGUGGAGCUAUACCAGCUUCCAUAUUUGGAGAACUAGCUGAGAAGCUUUUAACAUUCACCUCCAUUGAAGCAAUGCAGCAUUUUAAUGAGAAUGUUGAGCUCCCUCUUGACCUUGUUCAUGAACAACUGAAAUCAAAGACUUUUCUGAUUCAUAUAAAACCAGUCCAAGCACAGCUAGCAGACGCUAGGCAACGUUACACAGUUAUAUAUUACUAUGAAGCUGAUCAUGCUACCAGUUCAGUUCAGGUAGUAAGCGAGACAAAAAAUGAUUUGCCACUGCUUAAUGACCAGUCCCCAACACUGGAACUAGCUGAUACAGAGCAAAAUCCUGCGCCUUCAAAGACUCGCAUGCGCCUUUCUGAAAAAUUUGAUGAAUUAGACAAGCUCAACGCAGGCAACUCUCCAGAUGAACCCACCAGCUCUGCCAAGAAAUCGAAACUAACCUAG
This is a messenger RNA of Coffea eugenioides, 1014 nucleotides long. RefSeq lists its product as uncharacterized. The coding region runs from base 1 to 1014 and encodes 337 amino acids. The transcript is spliced from 10 exons. The record is from RefSeq and is a predicted model, not a curated record. Lineage: Eukaryota; Viridiplantae; Streptophyta; Magnoliopsida; Gentianales; Rubiaceae.